Eruca vesicaria subsp. sativa (arugula) is the source of this 1824-nucleotide messenger RNA. The record is from the annotation of a GenBank genome assembly. Lineage: Eukaryota; Viridiplantae; Streptophyta; Magnoliopsida; Brassicales; Brassicaceae.
AUGGUAGUAUCCGUCUCAGAGAGAAAGCCAAAAUCUUCAAAGAAGAGAGAUGAUCCUCGUAUCUUCUUCAGUAACAAUCUUUGUUCUAUCUUCUUCAGAUGUCUUUUCUAUCUAACACUUCUCACAGUUAUCUUCUUCUUUCUUACAUAUCUGUCGUUAUCUUUUACCACCUUAAUAUCCAACAACGUCCUUCAUAUCUGUGUGUCUCGGAAGCUCAACGAUCCUUACUGUCUUACAGAUGGUUUUAAAUCUGUUUUACAAACGCCGACCAAUCUUACUACUAAAAAAGAUGUUAUUGGUAAAGAUGACGCAGUUGGCUCUGAAGAGAAUGAAGAUGGAGAAAAAGCUUUCGGUGAUCAGAACAAGAGUCAAGAUACAAACUUAAAUCAUGAUAAUAAAGAUGGAGACAUGGGUUCUAUACAAAGUUCUACCUUCGCCACAGAGACCUCCAGAGAUGGAGUUUCCAGCAAAGAUACCAAGCGUGAUGGUAUGAGUGUUAUUUCAGUCGCUGCUCGUAAAACCAAGAACGAAUCGGAGGAAGAACAAGACAAUUACAUCAAACCUAAGAAUGAUGGAGAGGGAUACGCGUUAAGGGCUGUGACAAAAUAUCUCCAGGUACAAAGAUCUUGGAUAUUAACUAGGAACAAAACAAAAAAUUUAAGAUCUUGUGAAGGAAAAGGAGUUUACGUUUAUGAUAUACCGUCUAAAUUCAACAGAGAUUUGUUGGGACAUUGCAAAGAUAUGGUCCCUUGGACUAAUAUGUGUAGGUUUUUCAAAAAUGAUGGUUUUGGAGAACCAAUAAAGAAUCUUGGUCAAGGUUGGUUUAUGACACAUCAGUAUGCGCUUGAACCGAUCCUACACUCCAGGGUUUUGAAGCAUCCGUGUAGGGUUUACAGAGAAAGUCAAGCUAAGGUUUUUUACGUCCCUUUCUACGGCGGUUUUGAUGUUUUGAGAUGGCACUUCAAGAAUGUUUCUAAUGAUGUGAAAGACCGGUUGGGGAUUGAAGUUUUGAAAUGGCUUGGAUCGAAGGAAUCUUGGAAGAGAAACGCCGGGAAAGAUCAUGUCUUCGUCCUCGGAAAGAUUUCUUGGGAUUUUAGAAGAAAUAAGCUUGCUUGGGGCUCAAGGUUCCUUGAUUUACAAGAAAUGCAAAAUCCUACAAAGCUGCUCAUUGAAAGACAUCCAUGGGAACUCAAUGACAUCGCAAUCCCACAUCCGACCUAUUUCCACCCUAAAACGGACAACGAUAUCACCAGCUGGCAGAAUAAAAUGACUAGCAAAGCUCGCCGGAAUCUAAUUAGUUUUGCCGGAGGUGCAAGGCCCGGUAACCCCAAUAGCAUCCGGUCAACGUUAAUCCAACAAUGCAGAUCACUUUCCGACCAAUGCCGGUUCCUAAACUGUUCUAGUGGAAGUUGUGAUAAGCCUGAGAAUGUCAUAAAGCUUUUUCAAGACUCUGAGUUAUGUCUGCAACCGCCAGGUGAUAGUCCAACUAGGAGAUCAGUUUUCGAUUCACUAAUCUCAGGUUGCAUUCCGGUGAUCUUUGAUCCAUACACUGCGUACUAUCAGUAUGCGUGGCAUCUUCCGGAGAAUCAUAAGAGGUACUCAUUGUUUAUAAACCAAGAAGAUGUGAAGGAAAAGAGAGUAAAUGUAGUUGAGAAACUGAUGACAAAGACGAGAAAGGAAAGAGAGGAUAUGAGAAGAUACAUUGUUCAUCAUCUUCUGCCUGGUUUGGUCUAUGGAGAUUCAAAUGCUAAAUUUGAUAGGUUCCGAGAUGCUUUUGAUAUUACUUUUGAUAAUUUAGUUGAGAAAAUCAACAAGGUGGUAUAG